GGUUUAAGUUUUGCACAAUGUUUCUUUUUUCUACUGGAAUAUUAUUGACUGUGUUUAAGAUGAAAAACGAAACUAGUUUAUCAGAAGAAAAUGAAAACAAACCCACGCAAAAGGAAUACACCAAUAAAGGCUUAAUUAAUUCUUCACGUUCAUUUAUAACUCGUCCUCAGACCAGUUCAAAUUAUUAUACUGUAGCUAAAGAAACCAAGCACGUUUCUGUUGAGCCUAGAUUUUCCGAAAAACACUUUAUCAAUUCUCAAUUUAAGCACCAAGAACUAAAAAAUCCUGCAUCCACAGACUGGAUCCAAGUUAGGAAAGGUCUUUGUCUUUAUUCUGCAUUUUGGGAUGACAGGAAAAACGUAAAAAACAGUCCAUUUAUUCGUAUUUUUGGAAUAUUUUUGCAAUUUCUUACUAUAAAGGAGAAAGAAGAAUACUUCUAUGGACUAACCUGUUUGUUACGUUCAGAUGGGUCGGUAUUUCCAGGUGUAGCCACUAUGUACAACAUGGACGAUCCCUAUGAUAAGAAUCUGUAUGUUGUUAUAACAUGUUCUCCUUAUAAUGAAACCAGUACCGUUCCAAAAAACGUGUCAAUUUUCUAUCAUAAUUCGUCACAUGCACUCAAUUGGAUGCCAGUAACGUCUUUUCCAGGAAAAUCAUUAAGGAGUAAAGGACGAAUUGCAGCGUGUGUAAAACCACUGUAUGGUCCUUUUACAGAUAAGGACCUUCUUGCUCAGUUUCUGGCUUACUAUACUAUAAUAGGUAUCGACCACUUUUAUAUCUACAACAACUUAUCUUCAACUGAAGUUUCAGAAGUCAUCAGCAACGUGAAAGAUAAAGGUGUGUCAAUAACAAUCAUACCUUGGAUAAUCCCUUACCAACCUCAAAUAACUAUACAACCCACAAGAUUCCUUGAAAGAACGAUGUUACAAGAUUGUUACUACCGUAGAAUGUUUCAUUACGAGUACGUUAUGAACGUGGACGUCGACGAAUUUAUUGUGCUGAAGCAACAUUCCAGCAUUCAGCUGAUGUUAAAGACAUUGUCGUCAUCUGGUCGUUUUGGAUAUUUCACAUUUAGUGAAGUAAGAUUUUGUCUUCAGCUUCCAUCAUAUUCUAACAUUAUACCAAAUUUAACUCGAAGUGAUCAAACAGCUGUAUCAAAGUUGGUCUCCUUGGCAAAAGUCAUCAGAACACCCUAUAACAAAGCAUGGUGGUGGCGGAAGUACAUUGUUAAACCGGAAAUGGUGGAAUAUUUUGGGGUUCAUUUUGUUACAAAACGACUUCCUGGUUUAAAGUUGUUGGAUGUAAGUCCAGAAAUCGCUCUUAUGCAUCAUUAUCGAAGUAAAUUAUGUGAUUAUAAAAGUGAAAAAAAUGUGUAUGAUCCAUUUUUACCCAAAACAUAUUGGAAGAAAAUGUUGCGAUAUUUAAGAGAUUGGGGUGUACUACAAUGAAGUUGUUGUGCGUUACCAUGGAAAUAUUACUAGGGUAACGCUAGUCAGCAACCUCAGGUUUACACAAAUAAAACAUAAAAAAAAUAAAGAUUUAUCCUAAAGAUCUUUAAAUGAUCGUGUCGCACCUUAAAGUUUGUUUGUUUCGUUGAAGUUAAGUACAAAUCUACACAAUGGGCUAUCUGUGCUUUUUAUUAACUUUAAUCAAAGCGAACUAACUAC
This is a messenger RNA of Limulus polyphemus (Atlantic horseshoe crab), 1667 nucleotides long. RefSeq lists its product as uncharacterized. Bases 18 to 1448 code for a protein of 476 amino acids. The record is from RefSeq and is a predicted model, not a curated record. Lineage: Eukaryota; Metazoa; Arthropoda; Merostomata; Xiphosura; Limulidae. The transcript has 2 exons.